Messenger RNA from Hepatospora eriocheir, 489 nucleotides. NCBI's taxonomy places the organism in Eukaryota, Fungi, Microsporidia, Hepatosporidae. The record is from the annotation of a GenBank genome assembly.
AUGAACUCUCAAACAAAUUUUAAAAUACCAGCGGGAUAUAAGACAGCAGUAAUAAAUUAUGGAUCAAUAGCAACAAUGUUAACACCAGAAGAAAAAAUAAAUGAAAUAACACAUAAAUGGGAGGUGUAUGUUAAUGCACCAGAAGGAUUUAUAAAAAGUGUUACAUACAGACUUCAUGAAACGUUUGUUAAUCCGGUUGUAACAAUCACUAAAAAGCCAUUUAUGAUACAACAGUUAGGCUGGGGAGAGUUUACAAUACAAAUAAAGGUUACAUUAUUUAAUAAUGAUAAGUUACACUUUUCACAUUUUCUUAAGUUACAUGGACCAACUAAUGUUGUAAAAUCAGAUAAAAUAGACACAGUUUUUUAUAGAGGACAGUUUAACUUUCCAGAUCAACAGGAAAUAUUUGAUGAUUCAGAUGAAUUUUACAGAAUUGAAAAAGCAAUUGAUAAAACAAUAGAAGAAUUAGAAAGACUUGAAGAACAAUAA